Messenger RNA from Cynara cardunculus var. scolymus (artichoke), 1688 nucleotides. RefSeq names its product ras GTPase-activating protein-binding protein 2-like. The record is from RefSeq and is a predicted model, not a curated record. The transcript is spliced from 10 exons. NCBI's taxonomy places the organism in Eukaryota, Viridiplantae, Streptophyta, Magnoliopsida, Asterales, Asteraceae. Gene Ontology annotation, cellular component: cytosol; ribonucleoprotein complex. The coding region runs from base 91 to 1452 and encodes 453 amino acids. Gene Ontology annotation, molecular function: mRNA binding.
UUAGAGAGAGAAUCUCGCGCACAAUAAAUUCGUGUUUGUAUAUAUCUCCGCUAUCUUCUCGGUGGUCUCAGAUCAGGUUUCGUCGAAGCGAUGGAGAAAGGCAAUGUUAUGGAAGCGCCAUCUUUGUCCGCCCAAGAUGAGGCUGAUGCUUUUGUGAAACAUGACUACUCUGCUCAGGAUGUAGCCGAUGCUUUUGUGAAACAGUACUAUAAUAUCCUGCAAACAUCUCCUAAAGAUGCUCAUAAAUUUUACAAGGAUGAAAGCAUCCUAGCCCAUCCAUGUGCUGAUGGUUCAAUGAAAUCGUUAACAACAUUGAAGGAUAUUGAUCAUGAGCUCAUGUCUUCCAAUAUCAAGGACUGGAAUCCUAAUCUAAGCACCGUGUAUGCUCAAGACUCGAUAAUGGAGUCAGUGCUUGUAGGAGUAACCGGCUCUUUGACUGACAAUGAUAAUGUGACCAGACACUUUACUCACAGUUUUUUCUUGGCACCACAAAACGGCGGUGGCUUUUUUGUACGCAAUGACUUUCUUCAGUUUAUCGAAAUCAACAAGAUUUCAGAAACUUCACUUCCUCUUGAUGAUGCUGCAAACCAUCUGAUUGCUCCACAGUCGAAUGAUACAGCGAAAGACUCCUCCUUGGAGACUGCAGAAGCUCCCGAAAAGGAUCUGACCAAGAAGUCUACAUCUAAAAAGGAGGAUGGUGAUUCAUCAAAAGGAAAGAAAUCACUUCCUGCUGAACCAAACAAGAAAAGCGAACCCUUAACCCCCCAGCCAGCUCCAAACAUGCAAGAUGAUGCAAAAAGAGUGUCCUAUGCAUCUAUUGUGGCAAAAGAGGGUUCAGUAGCAUCCAUUCCGCCAGCAUCUCCAAAUGCUGUUGUAAGAGCUUUGCCCAACACUGAUAGGCAAUCAAGUAUGCAUCUUGCCAUACCCAAACCAUCUGCUCUUCCUGCCAAAGCAUCAACGCUUCCUAGCAACGUUGCUACAGAAAACAUCUACGACUUUAAGUCGAUACGCAUCAAGGAUCUACCACCAAAAAUAACUCAUGACUCACUUCUAGAGGUGGUUAAGAAAUUUGGUCCUGUCAAACAUAAAAAUAUUCAGAUUAAAGAAUACUCAGAGGAUGGGUAUCGUUAUGCUUUUGUUGAAUUUGAUAACACCAAAUCUGCCCGCAGCGCAAUAGAGGCUCGCUACAUCAAGUUUGAGGAUAGAGAAUCCGAAAUUCAGUAUAAGAGAUCUUCUAAUCAAGGAGGGUAUAAUAACAUGGGGAGGUCACCAUCUGGAAAGGGAGGAUUCCGAAACGACAAUUUUUGGCCUCGUGAUGGAGAAGGUCGUGGUAGUGGCAGUUGGGGUAGGUACAAUGAACAUGAAAACGGUGGUGACCCUUCUGGACAAGCUCGAGACUAUAAUCAAAGGCGUACCAGGUUCGUCCAAGAUCAAGCUCGGAGCUUCACAUAAGCUAUAAAUCAUAGUGAUUAAACUUCUUAAAAGGUGCGGGUUUCCUUCUUUGAAUUAAAGGUACUUAGAAUUUUUUGUGGGUUUUCGUUCUAGGUUUUGAUCAAAGGAUUUUUGAGUCGAAUGUUUCUUCUUGGUUUUCGGUAUUAUUAAGGGUAUACAGAAAGAUCAGCCAUGGUUUUUUUUUUCUUUCUAAAAUAGCUUACAAAGAUGCCCAAGAAACAAAGGUUUUAUGGCGU